CAGCACUUCCUUUUUGCACCAUUACUAGCAUCUUAGGGUUAACUUCUUUUUUAUGAUAAUCAAUUUUUAAACUCAUAAGCUACUCACAGAAACUUCUCAAUAGUUAGUGGUGGAUCUUUGAAGGGAUAGGGGGUAGCCAUGCCCCCCCAAACUUUUUCUGAGUUACACAUACAUACAUGGUGCUUUAUAUGGUUGAAAUCUGAAAAAGGUUUUGCACUAUGGAGGGCUCUUAGGGUCCAAUUCCAAAGUUUUGUUAGCAGAACAAACAAAUUCCCAGUGUUGUUUUGUGUCGUCAUCAAAAUUUAGGGUUCUUAUGUUCUAGUUCAGGUUCUUCUUCUCGAUCUGUUUUUGUUGGGUUUUCUGUUAUUUUGUUAUUCAUAAUUUCACAGAAAAAAUAAAAGCCAAUUUGCAGAGCAAGAGCGUCUACAAAAUAAUGGCGCACCUUGCCUUGAAGGUUGGCGAAAAUAAUCACUAUUGCGGUUCUCCGUGCCUAUCAAGUUGAUUCACAUCGUUUUGAUAAUGGCCUCGAACAAGUCGCUACAUAUAUAACACAAUUUUACUUUAAUUCAUUAAAGGACAAGGUGGAAUACUGUUUGUGUGUUCAAUGUUUCUUGUUGGAUUUUUUCCUAGAAUUUCCUUCUAUUUUUUUUGGGUUCUAAUCAAUCUUUUUGAAUUAUGUGUACUAUUUUUUUAAUGUGAAGUAUAUUAAUGAAGUUUAUUAUUGGUAUAAAAAGAUUAGCAAGUAGUGUUGUUAAAUCUAUGCAAAGUCAAAUGUAGAAAAUAAUGAUACUAACUGAGUUGUAGUGAAUGAGGGUGACUAUUUCUUCAUCUAGAUCUGUCAACUAGUUGAUUUUUGUUUCCUUGUCCUUCUCAAAACAGGAUCAAAAUGGGUUUGUUUUCUAAAGGUAUCAGUCUGAAAAUCACACCCAACAUCAAAAUAGCCAAAGAUAUUGUGCAUCUUCUUCUUUGUCUUAUUCAGAUUGUUCCCCCUAGUCCUUUAUCUGUCUCUAUGAGUUACUUCGAUUCAUUCCUCUAACUUAUAGCUACCCGCCACUCAUCUCAUUGCUUUAAGUGAAUUUCCCAUUUGAAGUAGAAAAUAACGUGAAUUUCUUCAAAUUGUUUUUCAGAAAGUUGAUUGUUUCGUUUGGAAUUAAUCCAAGUUUUUGAUAGAGUACUUAGUAUUAGUAUUUAUUCUAUGUAUUAUGGUGUUUAAUACCUUGGUGUUUAUUUGGUAAUUUAAUUAUUUAAGUAUUAUGAUCAUGUCAAUGAGUAUUGAUCUCAUUAUCUUUUCUUGUUUAGACUUUUUUCCACCUCAACUCAGCCCAGAGUACUUUUCUUCUAAUAUUCCAUCUUUGGCCUUUCUAUCUCCCUCUUGUUCUACCGUCCAGUGCUUCUCUGAAAUUUCAACGCAAUGGUUUGCUAGUUAGCUUCUCAUCUGUUGUGUUGAUUGCUCUGUUACACUAGUUAAACUGCAUGGAAGCAAUAUAUAACUAUAUAGGAACUAUUAUUACAAGAUAUCAUUUUUCUAGGCUGUAUUUUAAAAGAAAUACAGAGAUGAUUGAGAUAUAUAUGCUUCUUUGUAUAAUGAACUAGAUGUCCAUAUAUAAUAAAUUAAGUUGUAAGGUGAUCUUAUAAGAGAUAGAUAUACUUUAGUCUCAUCCUAAAUGCAAGAAUGUAAGUAAUGUAAGUAAUAGAUAUACUUUAGUCUCAUACUAAAUUGAGAAUGGAAAUUACAAUUUACAAGGCACCCAAAUGUUGUUGUAACCGAAAAUCAAACGCAGACAUCUCUCCAGGAGAGGCCUCCAUAAUGGUGAAUGAGUCCUAAGCAACAUAAGUCAAAUUGGCUAGUUUGCACGAGUAGAUAUGUAAACCUACAUAUCUAAUAAAACUUCAUUUAAUAUAUGAAACACUAGAUCAUGUUUUUAUCGCUUUCAUCUUCAUAUUUUCUCUAUUUUCUCAACAACUUAAAAGUAGAUGUGAGAGAAAAGUAGAUGUGAGAGGAAGUGAGCUAUAAUUUAUAUUUGAUGACACAAAGACCUCUCUUGGUGAAAGUCGUUGAGAUUAUGUGCUAGUUACUUGGAUUCUUGUAAUUAUUCUAAAUCAACAUUCUUGUUGCUGUUUUAAAUAAUCAUUUGCUUUUCUAAUGAGUGUGGCGUGGAAGCUUAAACUUGAUACUUCAUCUUCAAUAAGCUUUUAGAGCAUCAAAUAAUUGCAACCACUUUGACAAUUAAAAACAAUUGCACCCACUUUAAUAAAACCCAUUAUUUUACAAAUUUCUGAUUCUCCUUGUAUCCCCUUAAGUGAAACAAUUUCAUCGAUGCAGAAUCAUUAUUAGGUAAUCAAUCACUAACACUGACCAAAAGCACCAAACCAAUAUGCCAGCUCUUUCCUUUUCAAUGCUACUAGAAUGCACUUAUGCAAUGUUCAACUGAAAAGAUGGAAACCGGCUUAAGCCUUUAUGAAAUUUGUUGAGUGUCUUGUGAACACUUUAUUUAUUUAAAAAAGUUUUGUGAAAAUCUUAUUUGCUCCAACAAGUUUGUUAUUUUCAGUAACCUUUUUUUGUUUUUUAUGGAACUGGUGCAUAAAAUAGUUCUCAAAAUGCCAAUAUAGAUGUCUUUUAUUUUAUUUUGUAUUGUUACAGUGAGAUAUUUUUCAACUUAGUAUUAUUGAUGUUAUUUUAUUAUAAUAUAAGCUCCUUGCUUCAAAUUAGACAUUUUGAUCUUUUAUUUUUGUUUCCCGAGAUAUCACACAGUAGCCAUGAGAUUAACUCCCUCAAGGUUCGGAGAACACAUUGAGGUAAGUAGACAUUUCUUAACAAAAAGUCAUUUUAUUUAUUUUAUUAUUACACUUGUUUUUCAAAAAAAAAAUUAUUUAUUUAUUUUAUUUCUCUCCAAUAUAUCAAAUCGAAAAAAGUGUCAUAAAUUUUUUUUUAACGAAGUGUCAUAAUUUCAAUAGAAAAGUAAAAUAGCCGUUGACCUGCUAUAGCUGAAACUGAAAAAGAAUGAUCCCUUUUUAUCUAUUGCCAGUAGAGUGUGCAUUGUUUUUCUUUCCACUAAAAUAAGAGAAUGUGACUCUUUUUAUUUGGUAGCCGACACACCACUACCUUGUACUUAGCACCACCAUUACCUUGCACAUGCAUCAUCUGGCAUUCACUCCUAUCUAGAUCAUAAUUUUUAUUUUAUCAGAAGAUAGUAUCUAUCAUUUACAGUUGUGACCAAUCUCAUCGUGAAUGAUUGUAUUAAGCGGUAAAUAAUUAAUUAUGAAAUGAAUCUCUAAUCUCAUAAUUAAAGGACGGACCGACGGAGUGAACGAUCAUCUUUGAAAAUAAUAUCCACCUUAUUUGUAAUUUAAGGAAAAAUAAAUAACAACAACAUUGUAAAGAUAAUAUAAUUAUAGCCCUGCCCAGAUUCUCUUCAUGUACCUCACAGAGUUUGUACUUUUACCCUUUUUGAUGUAGUUAUGCCUCAGCAGAGUUUCGUACAUUUAUAAUAAAUAUCUCUCUUCUCUCAAUCUGUUUCUGGAAUGCAGCCGAAAUAGGAUGGGUAAGGUUCAGGUUUCAGGCUCCUCAUUGUUGGAAAUGCAUGUGUGUUUAGAUGUGUUUGUCAGACACUGACAGCUCCUUGCUUAUCAAUCAUGCAAUAAGCUUGUGCCAAUUAUAGCCCCCUUAUACCUUUAUUCUUAACAUUUAAUAUUUGGGUCAACUAACUUUUUCUCAAAAUCAAUUCUAAUACUUAAAAGUUACUGCUAAGAUGCCUUAGCUGUAAAUGGUGAAUGAGUGCAUCACUGAAAAUGGACAAGUUUACUAUUAAAUUUGUGUGCUCAAGGAGUAGAGAUGGUAGUUUAAUCAUUUGCUUCAUUCAAUCUCAGUCACCAGAUAUUUGAGUGUUACAUAAUGGUGAAAAUGUCAUCUUGCAUACAUACACUACCUACCUAAAGGGGCACCACUCACAUAAUAGCUUCUUCCUAAAAUUGAUUUUAAGAAUUUCUAAACAUGCUAUUAAAACACUCAUUAAAAUUGAAAUCUCAUGUCCAAAGAGAAGCCAGUAAAGUUAGCAUCUACAUAAAAAUUGUAAUUUAUUACCCAUAUUAUAGUAUGUUUUGAUCAAUUUCUCUUCUUCAUAAUCAAUUAUGAGUUAUGACAAAGAGAAGCUAGUCACAAUAUUUUCACCUUAGAAUUAAUUCUUAUUGAAGAAUGAAUAGUAGAAGAAAUUAGCAUCCACUUUAAUCUUACUUUUUGUUGUUGACAUAUAAAACUAUAUAAUCAUCAUUGUUAAGUCUAGGAGAUUCCAAAACUAAAACCCAUUUCCUAGGGAGAAAUAAUUUUUCCUUUUCUAGAUUUAGCAUAAUUGUCACUGGCUCUAUGAUUGUUACAUUCUAGCUUGCAUUUGGUGGAUUCUCUUUCUCAUGUCCUAGCUGUACCACCACCCAAUGAUACAAACCAGAAGAUAAAUAUUAAAACCUCUUUUUCAUGCUCUGGUUAUGAAAUUCUUUCUGAUAUUAAAAAUAACCUGUCCUUUUCAAAUUCUGCAUUAUUCCUCACUGCACAAUUUUCUCUCCAUUUGGAUAGUCCAUGAUAGAGACCUUAUUCAAGAAGUUCAAACUCUUACUUCUUCAGUUUAGAUUUGGCAUUUCAUCAGUUUCUAGUUUCUGGGAAAACUUCUUCAUUUUUCAUUGUUCAUCUGGGAGAGUGAUGCAUAAUGAGCGCAUGUUUGGAUACACGGUAGAUUUUUCACAUUGGAAGGAGAAUUAAUUCUGGGAGAAGCUACUAGUAAUAGCUUUUGUGUAGCAGAAUUGAUUCUCGAAGAUCUUAAUGUGAAUCCAAACAUAAUCUGAAGCUGCCAAAACAACAAAAAAUGGCAAAUCUUGUACCUGGGGUUCUUCUCAAGCUUAUGCAGCACAUGAACACUGAUGUGAAAGUUGCCGGUGAGCACAGGUCAUCACUGUUGCAAGUGGUGAGCAUUGUUCCAGCACUUGCAGGUGGAGAACUGUUCUCAAAUCAAGGCUUUUAUCUCAAGGUUUCUGAUUCCUCACACGCCACCUAUGUCUCUCUCCCUGAUGAACAGGAUGAUCUCAUCCUGAGUGACAAGAUUCAGCUAGGCCAGUUUGUGUUUGUUGAUCGGUUGGAGGCGGCUUCGCCGGUUCCGAUUCUUCAUGGGGUUAGGCCUGUUCCUGGGAGACACGCUUGUGUUGGAACCCCUGAAGAUAUUGUUGCAACUCGCUCAUUGGGAUUCCUUAGUAAUAAUACUAAUUCCCAAGUUAACAAGAACAGUGUUUUUUCUGGUAACAAGGACUUAGAGAGGUCAAAGUCUCCAAGGGUAGUGUUGGGGAAUCAUAAGGAGAAGAAGGAGAAAGUGAGAUUGAAUGGUGGUGGCGGUGCUCAUGAAGAACCAUUUGAAAAGAAAUCUGUUGUUUUUGCUAAAUGUAAAUCUCAGACAAAAAUAGCUGCACUUGAUGACAAUAUUGAUGUGAAGAAGGAACAACCUUUGACAAGAUUAAGGUCCUUGAGUUCAAGGUCUAGUGUUCCUUCUUCGCCAACUAGUUGCUAUUCGUUGUCUACUUCUUUUGAGAAAUUUGGCAAUGGGGUCAAGCAGCAGGGAAAUGUUAAGGGAUUGGAGAAGCUAACUGCUAAGGUGGGAGUGGUGGAGAUAGGAAAGGGUGUCCGUGCGGCGAGUCCUAUUGGGAAGAGAAUUGCAAUGGGAAACUCAAUCAGAAAUUUGGUUCAGGGCUUUGAUUUUGGGGCUAAGGCUCUGCGUAGAAGCUGGGAAGGGAACAUGGAAGUUAAGAGUAAAGAGACAUCCAAAUCAAGUGCUGCAAAGUUUGAUCCUAGGCCUGAAGUUCGUAGUACGACUCCCAGGAAAAGUACUUCAAGUGAAAAGUUGUCCUCUAAAGAAGCACUGAUGAAGUCCUCUAAGGAAGAGCACAAGACCCAAAUAUCUACAAAGAAAGUUGUUGCUGAUGGAAAUGUGGAAGAGCAAAAUAAGUCAAGUAAGCCAAGAAAAUCUAUUGGAAAGAAAUCAUCAGAAGUUUCUAACUCUGGAUUCCCUGGAGACUUGGUCAAGUUUUCUCCAAAAAGUAAAAAAGUGACUGAUGCAAGUGUUCAGUGGGCUUCACUUCCUUCAUCUAUUGCAAAGCUUGGGAGGGAAGUAAUGAAGCACAGAGAUGCAGCGCAAAUGGCAGCGACUGAGGCUAUGCAAGAGGCUGCCGCUGCUGAGAGUUUGCUGCAGUGUCUAAGUGUAUAUGCAGAGCUAGGUAAUUCUGCUAAGGACAAUCACCCACAGCCUGCAACAAUAGAGCAGUUUUUAACUCUUCAUGCUAGCCUGAAUGGUGCGCGGACGAUUGCUGACUUGCUAUCGAAAACCAUUCCAGAUGGUUCAUCUCCAGAUGUUGAAAGAAGCACCACAGAAGAAGCAGAAAAAAUCAAAUCAGAGAGACAAAAGCUUGCAGCUUCUUGGGUCCAGGCUGCUUUAGCCACCAAUCUAUCAUCCUUUUCUGUUUUUAGCCGCGAACCUCUAUCAUCCAAGCUUCCAGUUUCAAGUAAUUCUCAGAAUCAAAAAAAUGUCCUGGGAAGUAAACCAAUUUUAGUCCUGGAAAAUUCAAGUGAAGAUGCUUCAUCAAAAUCUCAUGGAAAAACCCGUCAUGCGGCUCAUUCUAAACAUGGAACUCCUCGCAAAACGAGUGAUGGAUUAGCAAAUGGGAACAAGCAGUUACUAGUCCAACCACCCCCACAAUGGGUUAGAGGGAAUGGCCUUGAUGAAGUGGUUAAUUUGGCUGACAUGCUGCAAUUGCGAUCGCGAGACUGGUUUUUGUUAUUUGUUGAGAAAUUCCUGGACACUGAUGGGGAUAAUACUGGUUUGUCAAACAAUGGCCAAAUAGCAGGCAUGCUCAGUCAACUAAAAAGUGUAAAUGAUUGGUUGGAUGAGAUAGGUUCAAGCAAGAAUGAGGGAGAAUCGUGUCAGAUACCGGCAGAGACGAUUGACCAGCUCAGAAAGAAGAUAUAUGAGUAUCUUCUUACUCAUGUUGAAUCUGCUGCUGCUGCACUCAGUGGUGGAUCACAGUCAUUACCUCAGAUUCAAACAACUGAGAUUAAAGGCAAAAGGUGAAUGAGUUCAUAGCUUAAUUUACUUAAGAAUGCGUUAUUUAUGAUGGCGUGUGAGGAAACUUGGCCACUGAGCCAAGUGCAUGUUUGGAAAUCUUUCUAUAAUUGAUUCUAAAGUCAGAAUCUAUUCUGGGAAGAUGUCGGAAUUGAUUCGAAAGAAAGGGAAGCUAAUUCAGAUAUAAUUAUUUGUACAUAUAUCCUACAUGAGUUUGACGGAUAGAUGGAUGGAGUGCUCAUUAUUUAUUUCUCUGUGGAGGUAGCAACUAGCAAAUGUUGAUUUGUGGUUGUCUUCUGUUUUGCUUUUACUAAGUUAUUUUUCAGAUGAACAUAUACAAAUUGAAAUAAUGGAAGAUAGAAGCUGAAAUGUUCUUUGCUA
Lotus japonicus is the source of this 7472-nucleotide messenger RNA. RefSeq lists its product as uncharacterized. NCBI's taxonomy places the organism in Eukaryota, Viridiplantae, Streptophyta, Magnoliopsida, Fabales, Fabaceae. The record is from RefSeq and is a predicted model, not a curated record. The transcript is spliced from 4 exons. Bases 4854 to 7100 code for a protein of 748 amino acids.